AUGGCUGUCGGGCAGGCGCGCGCCAGUAUUAUCUCUCCCUCAUCCUCCCCACUCCCGUUUUCUCUAAACUAAACAAGCAAAAAUCAGAAGCAGAAUCAUAAUAAUACUACCACUAAUCGCCAUAUUUUAAUCAGAGAGACGGGCUGGUGAGGUUGACCUGUUAUUAAUUCCAAUAUCCCGUACGCAGCAACAAUUAAAUAAAUAAAAAGUUAAAAACCCAUUCGUUGUUGAGUGCUACUGCUAUCCAUCUUGUCUAACCCCAACAAGAAAUCCAGACUCUGAUUGCAAUCAUGCCUGAGAAAAUAACAGCGGAAAAAUUUAUCAACAAUCUAGUAGAAACUUUUGCUGAUACUGUUCCAAAGAAGAAAUCUGUGUCAUUUUUUGAGGAAGAAAACAAAUCUGUCACUUCUCGUUUCAAUCGUCUAUUUGGGCGACAGAAGCCUAUCCACCAUCUUUUGGGAGGUGGAAAAUCUGCCGAUGUUCUCUUAUGGAGGAACAAGAAGAUCUCCGCUGGUGUUUUAAUUGGGGCAACAGCCAUCUGGGUGCUCUUUGAAUUGCUUAAUUACAAUUUCUUGUCUCUUGUAUGCUAUGCUGUGGUUCUCGGUAUGCUUGCGCAAUUUGUUUGGACAAAUGCUUCAGGCCUAAUCAACAGGGCUCCAUCUCAGGUCCCCCGCCUUGUACUACCUAAAGAUAUAUUUGUCAGCAUCGGCAGAUCAAUUGGUUCUGAGGUUAACCGUGAUUUGCAGUUUCUUCAGGAUGUGUCAUGUGGAGGAAACUUGAAAAAGUUUCUUGUGGUUGUAGCAAGCUUGUUGGUUGCUGCAAUUAUUGGGAGCUGGUGCAACUUUCUAACUGUUAUAUAUAUUGGUUUUGUCGCUGCCCAUACAUUGCCUGUCCUGUAUGAGAGAUAUGAUGAUGAAGUUGACGACUUUGUGCACAUGGCAUUGGAUCAGCUCCAAUAUAACUACCGUAAGCUUGAUGCCGGAUUCCUCAGUAAGAUCCCCAAAGGAAAAUUCAAGGGAAAGAAGCACGAAUAGAUUCACUUAGUGAUGUAUCAGUGAAUUUGGUAGCUGUCCUAGCAAAUUUACGUGCUGGUGUCGAGUAAAUCAUUGAUGUAGUAUGCCAUGUUGUUAACUUAAAUCUGCCAGAGAAUGUUGAUAUGGUCAGCCUGUGAAUUCAUGAUGUUUUAAAGGAGUAUAAUUUGGCCAA
Molecule: messenger RNA, 1206 nt
Organism: Populus nigra (black poplar)
Lineage: Eukaryota; Viridiplantae; Streptophyta; Magnoliopsida; Malpighiales; Salicaceae
Product: reticulon-like protein B8
Exons: 6
Coding region: 291-1034 (247 amino acids)
Source: RefSeq, a predicted model, not a curated record